AGGGCAAAGGUAAACGAACUGCGCUUCCUUAAAAAUGUUUAUCAGUUUAUUAUUACUUUAUGUGGCUUCUCAACUUCCAUCACAAAAUUGAAACAUCAACAAAAACCCGGAGAUAGUGCGAAACGACUGCACAAACAAACCGUCCGCGCACGUGAAAGCACGAUAUUUUUGAAGAAAAUGGUACAUCAAGCUUUUAUUUUGAUCAUUUUGAGCUUUGCAAACAUGCUCGAGGUUCCAGCUUGUAAUAUGGACGAUUUGAGAAAUUCCGGCUGGUACUGCAGCAUCGCGCCCUACUCUGCUGAUGUCAACUGCAUCUUAUGUGGGCCGCAAUGCGCGGAAUCUUUCACUUGCUCAGGCGACAGAGGUUGGCAUCCGACAGACAAUUUUAUUGACCAUCGCUGCAACCCAACGCAAGCGUGCUUUUUCUGCCCGAUUCCGUCUGCGGAGUUCAGUAACUGCGAAUCGAAAGGAGAACGAAACCAGCGCAUUUGCAAUUGCAGGCACAACAAUUUGAAAUACCGGCUCUUCUGCAAUCAAGAUGGAAAAGUUACGGGCCAUCACGUCGGAAGAGAAAGUAUCAAAUGUGCAGCCCCAAUACAGGGAAACAGAGGAGGCAGAAAGCUCUCAAUUGCAAAUGCCACUACAACAACUACAACUACUAGAGCAGUCACUAGGCUCGAAUUUGUGGUGAACACGCCACCUUCGAGAUGGGAAAACCAACAAUCAACACCGGAAGCACCGAGUGCAACAAACGCCAGCACUACCGCUGACGAUGAACCAGUCUUUAACUGGCUAAUCAUAGUUUUGAUAGCUGCGAUCGUCUCCUUGAUUGUUGUGUUGGUUGCGGUUUUCUUAUGCAUGAGAAAAAGAAAUAAUUCGAAAAGGAAAUCUGAAAAUCUCGAUCAUGGGCACGCGAAAAAUGCGUGGACAUACAAUAAUGAAGAACCAAUUUACGACGAUGUCUAUGAGAGAUGUUACGCAAACGACUCGAUGAUGUAA
This is a messenger RNA of Cloeon dipterum, 999 nucleotides long. RefSeq lists its product as uncharacterized. NCBI's taxonomy places the organism in Eukaryota, Metazoa, Arthropoda, Insecta, Ephemeroptera, Baetidae. The record is from RefSeq and is a predicted model, not a curated record. The transcript has 5 exons. The coding region runs from base 178 to 999 and encodes 273 amino acids.